Molecule: messenger RNA, 297 nt
Organism: Monoraphidium neglectum
Lineage: Eukaryota; Viridiplantae; Chlorophyta; Chlorophyceae; Sphaeropleales; Selenastraceae
Exons: 3
Coding region: 1-297 (98 amino acids)
Source: RefSeq, a predicted model, not a curated record
AUGGAGGCCGGCCGGAGCCGCGCGCACGCACCCGCGCGCGACGCGGGCUUGGACGGAGCCGACGGCCUGGGCGCCCUCGCGUUUGACAGCGCCGUCAGCUUCGCGCACCACCCGCGGCCGGCGCAGCACAUGCGCGGCGUGGGGGAUCUGGACAUCUCAGUCCGGUCCGGGCGCAGCUACGUGUCCGCGGCGAGCUCAAAGGUCACGCAGCAGGUGGACAUUGCGGACGACGAGCCGCCGCUGAGCGUCCGGGAGGCGCUGGGCGGGGCCGGCGUGGGCGGCGAGGCGCCCAUGUGA